This is a messenger RNA of Ostrinia furnacalis (Asian corn borer), 4020 nucleotides long. It is a transcript of the gene GABA-B-R3, whose product is annotated as gamma-aminobutyric acid type B receptor subunit 3. The record is from RefSeq and is a predicted model, not a curated record. Gene Ontology annotation, cellular component: G protein-coupled receptor heterodimeric complex; membrane. Gene Ontology annotation, molecular function: G protein-coupled GABA receptor activity. NCBI's taxonomy places the organism in Eukaryota, Metazoa, Arthropoda, Insecta, Lepidoptera, Crambidae. Gene Ontology annotation, biological process: G protein-coupled receptor signaling pathway; gamma-aminobutyric acid signaling pathway. The transcript is spliced from 16 exons. The coding region runs from base 16 to 4020 and encodes 1334 amino acids.
GAGCGGGAGUCAAGGAUGGUGAUGUUACUGGGAACUGCCUGCUCUGAGGUCACUGAGAGCAUCGCCAAGAUUGUCCCUUACUGGAACAUAGUGCAGGUGUCAUUCGGGUCCACGUCGCCAGCUCUCAGUGACCGCUCCGAGUUUCCUCUGUUCUGCCGCACGGUAGCACCUGAUUCCUCACACAACCCAGCACGGAUUGCGUUUAUAAGACAGUUCGGCUGGGACACGGUGACUGCCUUCACCCAGAAUGAAGAGGUCUACUCCUUAGCCGUCAACGAGCUGGUGACCCAGCUGGAAGCAGCCAACAUCACCUGCGCCGCUUCCAUCACCUUCGCAGAGUCCGACUUCAAGGAACAGCUUCAGCAGUUGAAGGAGCUGGACACGAGGAUUAUUAUAGGCAGCUUCUCGCAAGAGAUGAUUCCGAAGAUAUUUUGCGAGGCGUUCAAGCUGGGCAUGUUCGGCGCGGAAUACGCGUGGCUGGUGGCGGGCGCGCCGCCGCGAAUACGGGGCGCGGCGCCCUGUGCGCGAGCGCAGCUUGCUCGCGCCUUAGAAGGGCUCGUCACUGUGACGGCGCAUAGAGGCAUCGUGGGUGAUGGGACCAGCUUCUCCGGUUUGGCGUUCAAGCUGGGCAUGUUCGGCGCGGAAUACGCGUGGCUGGUGGCGGGCGCGCCGCCGCGAAUACGGGGCGCAGCGCCCUGUGCGCGGGCGCAGCUUGCUCGCGCCUUAGAAGGGCUCGUCACUGUGACGGCGCAUAGAGGGAUUGUGGGCGAUGGGACUAGCUUCUCCGGUUUGACCAACGAGAUGUUCAGCCGAGAAAUGGAGCACGCCGGAGUGUCAGUCUCCUCCUACGCCCCUCAAACAUACGACGCUGUCUGGGCCAUAGCCCUAGCCCUGAGCAAGGCUGAAAACCUCUGGCGGAACCAGGAGGAAGGCAACAGCACCAGGCGAGGCAAACUGGGACUCGGCCAUUUUGAUUACGACCGCAAAGACAUGGCUGAAGAGUUCCUGAACCAGUUGGCCAAUUUGAGUUUUUUAGGCGUGUCGGGUCCAGUGUCGUUCAAUGGAGCUGACAGAAUUGGAACUUCUGCAUUCUACCAAAUUCAAGGCCGACCAAAAACAGUAGCUCUCUACACCAACGGCCGAGAGCUAACCUGCAGUGACUGUGCACGACCGCAAUGGGCCGGUGGCAUCCCCGCGGCCAAAAGGGUCCUGGUUCUCAGAGUCGACUCCGUGUGGGCGCCAGNGGCACCGGCGAGAUUGGCAGUGGCCACACUGGCGGCUGCUGGCGUGGCUUUGGCACUGGCGUUUUUAGUCUUCAAUUUACAUUAUAGCAAGCGAAGGUCCAUAAAGCUGUCUUCGCCUCGCCUGAACAACAUGACCCUGAUCGGCUGUGUGCUGGUGUACACUGCUGUGGCCCUGCUGGGACUCGACAACGCUACCCUGCCUUCAUACGUGCCCUUCUCUGCUAUGUGCACUGGCAGAGUGUACAUCUUGUCAGCGGGUUUCUCGCUCGCUUUUGGAUCUAUGUUUGCGAAGACGUACCGAGUUCAUAGAAUUUUCAUCAGCAACCGCAGCGGAGUGUGCAAGACUAAGCUCCUUCAAGACACACCGCUAAUAUCCCUGGUCUGCGCGCUACUAGUCAUCGAUGGCAUGAUCGUGACCCUAUGGGCCAUGCUGGACCCCAUGGAGCGGCACCUCAAGAACCUCACCAUAGAGAUCAGCGCCACGGAUAGGAGCGUCGUUUACCAGCCACAGAUAGAAAUCUGCAAGUCCCAAAACACUACCGGCUGGCUUUGCGCUCUAUACGCCUACAAGGGUCUACUCCUCAUAGUCGGGGUCUACAUGGCAUGGGAGACCAGGAACGUCAAGAUAUCUGCUCUAAACGACUCCAAGUACAUUGGCAUCAGCGUUUACUCUGUGGUCAUCACCAGUACAAGCGUCGUGGUCAUUGGAACGAUCAUAUCAGAGAGGGCUACGUUAGCGUACAUCACAAUUACAAGCUUGAUUCUGAUCACGACGACUUCCACGCUAUGUUUGCUGUUCUUGCCUAAAAUUAUUGCUAUUAGGACUAAAAGUGAAGACGACCCCGUUAUCCAAAGUUUAGGCCUGAGACUAGAAUGUAAGACUAGAAGAUUCGUGACAGACGAAACACAAGAGCUACACUUUAGGAUAGAAAUACAGAACAAAGUUUACAAGCGGGAGGUGGCUGCCCUCGACAAGGAGAUUGGAAGACUGGAGAGGCUUUUAGCAGAACCACUCGAGUCUACCAGCAGUUCCAGUGCUUCAAUCGCUCUGAGAACGCCCAGUGUGAGCGGAGGUCUACCCAUGCUUCUCCUCUCAGUUCUACCCCCUGUCAUACCCCGAGCGAGCUGGCCUUCCGCCGAAGCCUGCCGCGGCCGAAACUCCGUCAGCUUCAGCUCGCAACCAAAACUAUACCACAGGAAGUCUCAACCAGCUAUCGACCUAUACAAUCUGUGCCUAAACAAGCGAGAAGAACACACAGGUCUUCUCAGCAGACUGAAAAGCUUCUUCGGCAGUAGACCGAGCAGCAGAAAAGCAUCUACUAUGUCCAUAGCUGAUCCAACUGGACAAAGCAUAGCAGCUGCUCUGAAGAUGCACGUGGGAAUGAUAGCUGGUCUCAUGCCAGGGAACAGAAAACACUCCAUGGUUUUAUCAUGCAACACGCUGCAUGUUCCCCACCCUGAGUUGAGAUUACGUAGGGAAUCUUACGCAAAGAGCGGACCCAUCAUAAGGAUAACAGACGACGAACCGUCAUGCUCAUAUCAGCCGGGAGAGGCUCGAAAAAGCAUAUCAUCUACAACCAAUAAAUACGUGGCAGAGCCAGAGACAAAAGUGAACUUCGUGUUGCCAACUACCCACAAAAGGCCGAUGUCACAUCAAAACUCUUGCGAGAGAUUCAAGGGUUCUCCGAGAUUCCCUCACAGGAUUUCUCCAACAGCUACCAGUUUGACUACCCUCGACACUAGAAGAAAAACCAGUGCUGACAGUGUGUUCAAUAUAUCAGGGAGGAUAUGCGACGAGCAGCGGCGGUACAGUCACCAGAAUAUGACAGUCAACCAAGAGGCUAAGGAUAAGUCGACGGAACUGAACACUGUAGAAGAAGAAGGCAGAUGCCGGUCAGAUCCCGACAGGAGAACGCCAAGUGUCAGCGGAGGUCUUCCCAUGCUUCUCCUCUCAGUUCUACCCCCUGUCAUACCCCGAGCGAGCUGGCCAUCCGCCGAAGCCUGCCGCGGCCGAAACUCCGUCAGCUUCAGCUCGCAACCAAAACUAUACCACAGGAAGUCUCAACCAGCUAUCGACCUUUACAAUCUCUGCCUCAACAAGCGAGAAGAACACACCGGUCUUCUUAGUAGACUAAAAAGCUUCUUCGGCAGUAGACCGAGCAGUAGAAAAGCAUCUACUAUGUCCAUAGCUGAUCCAACUGGACAAAGCAUAGCAGCUGCUCUGAAGAUGCACGUAGGAAUGAUAGCUGGUCUCAUGCCAGGGAACAGAAAACACUCCAUGGUUUUAUCAUGCAACACGCUGCAUGUUCCCCACCCUGAGUUGAGAUUACGAAGGGAAUCUUACGCAAAGAGCGGACCCAUAAUAAGGAUAACAGACGACGAACCUUCAUGCUCAUAUCAGCCGGGAGAGGCUCGAAAAAGCAUAUCAUCGACUACCAAUAAAUACGUGGCAGAGCCAGAGACAAAAGUGAACUUCGUGUUGCCAACUACACACAAAAAGCCGAUGUCCCACCAAAACUCUUGCGAGAGAUUCAAAGGUUCUCCGAGAUUCCCUCACAGGAUUUCUCCUACAGCUACCAGUUUGACUACCCUCGACACUAGAAGAAAAACCAGUGCUGACAGUGUGUUCAAUAUAUCAGGGAGGAUAUGCGACGAGCAGCGGCGGUACAGUCACCAGAAUAUGACAGUCAAUCAAGAGGCAAAAGAUAAAUCUAUUCUGGAAAGCAAAUGGAAGUCGACAGAAGACGCCAGACCUGGACCUUCGUCUCAGAAUUAG